Molecule: messenger RNA, 1190 nt
Organism: Mangifera indica (mango)
Lineage: Eukaryota; Viridiplantae; Streptophyta; Magnoliopsida; Sapindales; Anacardiaceae
Product: abscisic acid receptor PYL4-like
Exons: 1
Coding region: 240-839 (199 amino acids)
Biological process (GO): abscisic acid-activated signaling pathway
Cellular component (GO): cytoplasm; nucleus
Molecular function (GO): protein phosphatase inhibitor activity; abscisic acid binding; signaling receptor activity
Source: RefSeq, a predicted model, not a curated record
AAUCUCACCAAAACGUAGUCCAAAGAAAGGAACCUGCAACUUGCUCAUCCACUUGCAUUAUCCUCAUUUUCCUCUCAAUUUAUCUUCUCAAAUCACUCACACAAACGCCAUUUUAAUGCAACUUGACAUCCAAUCCCUAACCCUUCUUCUCUCUUUCUUUCUUCAUAUAACCGUUCAUCGAAGUCACCAAACUAACAAACUGAAAGCAAAAACACAAGAGAAACAAAGAAAAACGAGAUAUGCCUUCUUCUUUACAGGUUCAUAGAAGCAUUGCCGCCACUGUAGGGCCACUGCAGAAACAGAUAUCCCAGAAAUGUUGUGAUUUUCAGGUGCCGGAGAUGUUGCCACGUUACCACAAACAUACGGUGGGGCCGAACCAGUGCUGUUCGUACGCUGUCCAGGCGAUAAACGCGUCGGUGUCGACGGUUUGGUCGGUGGUGAGGCGUUUCGAUAACCCACAGGCUUAUAAACACUUCGUCAAGAGCUGCCACGUCAUUGUUGGCGAUGGUCACGUGGGGACUCUGCGUGAGGUCCACGUCGUCUCCGGACUCCCCGCAGUCAACAGCACCGAAAGGCUCGAGAUUCUAGACGAUGAACAUCAAGUUUUGAGCUUCAGUGUGGUCGGCGGCGACCACAGGCUCAACAACUACCGCUCCGUCACAACGCUACAUACCUCUCCAUGUGGGACUGCGACGAUCGUCGUGGAAUCGUACGUCGUCGACAUACCGCCGGGGAAUACCGGGGAGGACACGUGUACGUUUGUUGAUACUAUCAUACGGUGCAACUUACAGUCUUUGGCUCAGAUUGCUGAGAAAAUGGCUCGAAAUAACAAGCCCUAAUCAUAAUUAACAAUAAUUAAUUAUGAUUAAACUUGUUUUUAAUAUUUUUUGUUUCCAAUAUGGGUCGGAUUGAUUUGAUCUUCAAAUAAAUCUUAUUGGAAAUUAUAUAUCAGUUUUUUCUAGGUCACACUUAAAUGAUAUGGUAUAUGUAAUAGCUUCAUUUUGCUCUUUGUUUGUUUGAGUUCAUAGGGGAGGGAGAUUAAAGAUACUUUAUUGUGAAUUAUAAUUAAUUAAUUACCUUUUAGUAUAUAAUUACUUUGAUGUUUCCCCUUCCACCUGUUCUUGUUGUAUGUAAUUUCCGAAAAUAUUUAUCAUAAUAACACGAGAAUUAGGUUUAUAUAUUUUAUAAUA